Lethenteron reissneri (Far Eastern brook lamprey) is the source of this 4302-nucleotide messenger RNA. It is a transcript of the gene CCDC150, whose product is annotated as coiled-coil domain containing 150. Lineage: Eukaryota; Metazoa; Chordata; Hyperoartia; Petromyzontiformes; Petromyzontidae. The record is from RefSeq and is a predicted model, not a curated record.
UCUCGGUAGCGGCUGUCUAUGCGCUUUCGUUCAAACAUUUCUGGGCUUCGGGAGGAAAAAAACUAAAAUAGAAUUGUAAGUUCAAUUAUAAUAAUAAUGUUAACAUUUAUGAUUGUUAUGCAACGAUAAGCACGGUUCGCGAGCUUUAUAAAGCGAGGCCUGCUGCUCGGCGUUGACAGCAGCAUGGCCGUCCGCACCGGUGGGCCUAUCCCGGCGGGCCCCAUGGAGGCCACGGCCCCCGAGGCCUGCGAGCUGCUGUCACGCCGACUGCGCAUCGCCGAGGAGGAGACGGAGGCCCUGGUCCGUGACCUGGAUGCGCUGGGCCUGGGGCGGCACCCUAAGGGCCACACCGAUGGCUCGACGGCCGACAGCAUCGCGCAACCGCCGACGCCGCUGCCUCCCUUGCGCGUGUCGCGAGCGCUUGCGCCAGGCGCGUCGGACAUGCUGUGGCGCAACUACGAGGCGCUGGUGCAGCGCGUGUGCCGCGCCGAGAGCGCCCUGCACACGCUGAGGCUCACCGCGCUGCGCCUGCAGGCCGAGAGGGAGCUGGCGCCGCCGGACGCGGACGACGAGGCGUCAUCGCUGCGCGAGGAGGUGUCGGGCCUGCAGCAUGAGGUGGCGCGUCUCAGGCAUCGGCUGGCCGACGCCGUGCACCAGCUGGAGGCGUCCGUGGAUGAGAAGGCCCGACUGUCCGCCGCCCUCGAGGUCGCCACAGCCACCAAGAGUGACGUCGCGAUCGCCGCCGAGGAGAUGAAACACAAGACAACCCGCAUGAACAAUCGCGUGAACGAGCUGCGCGCGGAGCUGUCGCGCGAGGCGAGCCUGCGAGCGACGCUCGAGGAGUCGCACGCCGCGCUGCUGGAUCGCGUGCGCGACGCCGAGCGCAUCGUCGACGCCGAGAGGUCGGAGGUUGCUCGGCUGCAGGGCGAGUGCUCGUGCGUGCGCCAGGAGGGCCUGGCGGCGGCUGAGCGCGCGCGGCGUGACAGAGAGAGGGCGAGCGAGCUGGAGGGGAGGGCAGCCGACCUCCACAGGCAUGCAGAGGCAAAGGAGUCGAUCAUCACUCAGAUGACGGCGGAGGGGAAGAGGCUGCAGUCAGAGCUGCACGAGGAGAAGAGGGAACGCGGGAAGCUGCAAGCAGAGAAUUCCUCCAUCGUGGCCUCUCUGAAGAAGAUGCAGGCCGAGAAGCAGGAGCUACAGAGAGAGAACACGGCGCUCGCGACGGCCGCACGGGACGUGGAGAUCGCAGCCGAUGAGGCGCGCGCCACUCACCAGAAGGACCUCCAGGCGGAGAGGGCAGUUCUGACCGAGCGGAUCCGGGAGCAGGACGGCGUGCUGGAGGCCGCGCGGGCGAGCGUGAAGGAGCCGCUCGUCGCCGCGCGCCGGGAGAUUGCGCGACUCGACGCUCAGCUCACAAGCCUGCAGCACGAACGAGUGGAGCUGGUGCGAGAGCGCGACCUCGCUAUCGAGGGCGCCACGUCCCAGAAGGACGCACUGGAGGAGGCGGCCGUCCGGCUGCGUCGAGAGCUCGACUCGGCCAAUCAGGAGCUGCAGCAGGCGCGGCGCGAGAAGGGGGGCAUGCUGCGAGAGAUGGAAACAAUGAAGAAGCAGCACUCGGAAGAGAGAGAAAAACUUGAAGCAGAGAACGCAAAGAACAAGCUGGAGGCCCACUCCCUGGGCGGCGUCCUCCGUGCCGUCGAAGAGGAGGCCGGACGGCUCGCGGGGAAGCUCGCCGCCUCCGAGCAGCGGCAGAGUGCCGAGCGGCAGGUGGAGCAGCUGCUCGGCAAAAUGACCGAGAGCAAGAAUCGACUGGCGUACGAGAAGGGCCAGCUGCAGACGCGUGUGGAACAGCUGGAGGCGGAGUUGCUCCGUCUGUCGGCCGAGCGGGCGGAUAGCGGCCGCUUGUCGCGACUCAACACCGCUCUGCAGGCCAGGCACGCCGAGGCGACCUCUGAGUUGAGCUCCUGCAAGGUGACCAUUUCACGGCUGGAAGCGAAGCUCGCCCAGCUCGAGUCGUCGCUGGAGACCAAGGAGGAGGAGUUUGCCCUGGCGGUCCGUUCCCGUGACGACGCCCUGCAGGAGAAGCAGAGGAUCAUGGGCCUAUCCGAGGGGGCGCAGGAGCGGGAGAGGCAGAAGGUCACCCAGCUGUCGCGGCAGCUGGAGGAGUCGCGGGCGGAGCGCGAGCGGCUGGCGACGGCGCUCCAGGGCGUGACGGCCGCUCACGGCGAGCUGCAGGCCGCGCUGCAGGAGGCGCAGACGCAGCUGGGGCGGCGCGACGGCCACGUCGCCGGCCUCCUGCAGCACAGGACGCAAUCCCAGCAUGCUUUGCAGCAGCUGACGACGGAACUGGAGACACUGCAGUCCAAGCUGAACACCGUGGAGACUCAGAACGCCAGCCAGAUGGAUCCGGCGAGGAAGGCGCUGGAGUUGUCGCGCGCCGACAACACGAGGCUGGCGCGAGCGCUGGAGCGGGCGUUGGCGGAGGAGGCGGAGUUGCGCGAGCGCCUGGCGCGCGCCACCGCCGCCGCCGACGCCGCCGACGCCGCCAACGGUCGGGCGGAGCAACUCGCGGCAACGAGGGAGCGGGAGGCGGAGGAGGCGCGCGCGGAGGCCGAGGCGCAGGCGGGGCGGCUGACGACGCUGAGGGCUCAGUUCCAGAGCGAGAGGGACGCGGCGAAGGUCGCGGAGCACAGGGAGACGAACCAGCUGCGGCGAGCGCGCGACUCCUCCGCUGUGCGUUGCUCGGAGCUGUCGCGAGCGAACCGGGAGCUGCGCGAGCGCGCGGCGGCGCUGGAGGAGACGCUGGCGACGCAGGCCGCCUCGCUCAAGAAGCUGCGCGCGGAAGGGCGCAGGCAGCGCGACGUCGCCAGGUCCAACGGCGCCAGCCUCAAGGAAGCGGAGGGGGAGCUUGCCGCCAUGCAGCGGCUUCGCGACGAGUACCUGAAGAAGAGUGAGGAGCAGGCCGGUUGCCUGUCGCGGUUUGCCGACGAGGUGAAGGCGCUGCAGGAGGAGCAGCGGGCGCUGGCGCUGGCACAGGCGGCCUCCGAGCAGCUGUGCGGCAGACAGGAGGGAGAGCUCGCUCGCCAGAAGCAGCGGGCGCAGGAGCUGGAGGCAGAGGUGGCGCGCCUGCGGACGUGCAAGGAGGAGAUGGAGCGCCGACUGCAGGAGGCGAGCGACGAGUCGCAGCAAAUCUCUUCGAACCUGGAGGAGGCCCACCGCUGGUUUCGUGAUAAAUUCGACUCCCUGCAAACAGAGCUGCACGUCGCCAAGCGGCGAGACGGUCCCGCACGCUCCACCACGAAUUUGGCGCCCGACGCUGGGCCAGAUGCUGCGAGAUCGUGCGUGCAGGGGUCGACGAGGAAACCCCGGGACGGACGAGGAGGCGAGGACGCCAGGCUGCAGCCGCUGGUCGGCCGCUGCCGGGCGAAGCAGGAGCUGCGUCUGAUGGCUCGCAACCGACAGGAGCCCUCCACCACCAACACCGUAACCAUUCCCCAACCGUCUGCCAGUGGGCAGGAAUGAGACGUCCAUUAUGCUAUGGCCGAUCCCAAUCCACCUCGAUAUAUGCAGUAAAUGAAUUUUAUCCGUGGCAAUGCUUUAAUGUUGCUGCUCUGAAGGAUUUCGUUAAGUGUGUUUAUCAGCCGGUAUUAUUCUACUCAGCGGAGACUCAUCCAUCCACUCUAAGGGGUCUGAUAAUUGAACGAGAUUAGCGUUUUUGUACAAUCUCUUUUGGGAUAAUUUUGCAUGAUGUGUGUACGUGCAGUCCCUUAAAACAAUCGACUGGUGGAUGAGGGGCUCCCCACACUGCAGAUCACGUGGUUGGAGGUAGAGAAAGUACAAUGCUUUGGAUUUUCCUGCACGACGUGAGAAUUGUAUUUUAUUGUGUUUUAUUAUUUCCCUUCUACGUGACUUUACUGAAAGAACCAAGAAGAGGGAUGGAGAUUACCACCGCUUGUGGGAGAAUAACACGAAAAUAGGAGUCUAACUCGAAGUUUCAGACAGGGCCUCAUAAGAGUUUCCAGUCUCCCAUGGCCUUUGCAAAGCCGUGAGAGUUGAACUGCACAUGUUGUCGCUUUCAAUUACAGUAUAUUGGUUUGUGAAGUGGAAUGUCGGUUGAGCUGACAGACUGGGUGGACCAUGAACCAGAUUUAUUUAUUCACUAGAGGCCACAUUUAACUCAAACGGCAUUUAUAUUUAUUAGCAAUACAAUAACAGUUGGUUGAGAUUGUAUUAAUUUAUUGCUUAGGCAGGAAGGAGAUGCUACAGACAAAAUAUUGUACUUUUCUAAAUGUUAAUUACUGCAUU